CGUCGCCGCCGCCAUUUUAGCUCCUGGCCCCGGCCGCACGGCGGAGGCUGUUGUAGCGGGAGGGGUGGGGGUCCCCUAGAGUUUAGGAGCUGCCCUCGCCUGGGCCGAUAGAGCCGCCAGGUCCUCCUCUCUCCUGCCUUGGUCCCCGCCCGUCCGAAGAGCCCGAAGAUGUCUAAGCGGCACCGGCUGGACCUGGGGGAGGAUUACCCCUCCGGCAAGAAGCGUGCGGGCACCGAGGGGUGCCGAGGAGUUUAGCAGUUGACUUCAGUGAUUGCGUCAAAAUCUUGUCUCGACCAGUGUGUACUUUCAUUCCUGAAGUACAACAGAGAUUUAUUUGGAUAACUAAGGCAGAGACAUGAAAGUCUGAAUAUCUUCAAUACUUUGCAUGAUUUUUGCUUUUUAUUGUUGUGUGUGGAGGAAGGAUCGAGAUCGUGACCGUGAUCGAGAAGAUCGGUCUAAAGAUCGAGACAGAGAACGAGAUAGAGGAGAUAGAGAGCGGGAGAGGGAGAAAGAAAAGGAGAAGGAAUUGCGAGCUUCAACGAAUGCUAUGCUUAUCAGUGCUGGAUUACCACCUUUAAAAGCUUCCCAUUCAGCUCACUCAACCCACUCCGCACAUUCAACACAUUCGACACAUUCUGCUCAUUCAACACACACCGGACAUGCAGGACACACAUCACUUCCACAGUGCAUUAAUCCAUUUACCAACUUACCCCAUACACCGAGAUACUAUGAUAUUCUAAAGAAACGGCUUCAGCUCCCUGUUUGGGAAUACAAGGAUAGGUUUACAGAUAUCCUGGUUAGACAUCAGUCCUUUGUACUUGUUGGUGAGACUGGGUCUGGUAAAACAACACAGAUUCCACAGUGGUGUGUGGAGUACAUGCGAUCAUUACCGGGACCCAAAAGAGGAGUUGCCUGUACCCAGCCCAGGAGAGUGGCUGCAAUGAGUGUGGCUCAGAGAGUUGCUGAUGAAAUGGAUGUGAUGCUGGGCCAGGAAGUUGGUUACUCCAUUCGAUUUGAAGACUGCAGUAGUGCAAAAACCAUUCUUAAGUACAUGACUGACGGGAUGUUACUUCGGGAAGCUAUGAAUGAUCCCCUCUUGGAGCGUUAUGGUGUGAUCAUCCUUGAUGAGGCUCAUGAGAGGACAUUGGCUACGGAUAUUCUCAUGGGUGUUCUGAAGGAGGUUGUUAGACAGAGAUCAGAUUUAAAGGUUAUAGUUAUGAGUGCUACUCUAGAUGCAGGAAAAUUCCAGAUUUACUUUGAUAACUGUCCUCUCUUAACUAUCCCUGGGCGUACACAUCCUGUUGAGAUCUUUUAUACUCCCGAACCGGAGAGAGAUUAUCUUGAAGCAGCAAUUCGAACUGUGAUCCAAAUUCAUAUGUGUGAAGAGGAGGAGGGAGAUCUUCUACUUUUCUUAACUGGUCAAGAGGAAAUUGAUGAAGCCUGUAAGAGAAUAAAGCGUGAGGUUGAUGAUUUGGGCCCUGAAGUUGGUGACAUUAAAAUCAUUCCAUUGUACUCUACACUCCCACCGCAGCAGCAGCAACGCAUUUUUGAGCCUCCGCCUCCAAAAAAACAGAACGGAGCAAUUGGAAGAAAGGUAGUCGUGUCGACUAACAUUGCGGAGACAUCUUUGACAAUAGAUGGUGUGGUGUUUGUGAUUGAUCCUGGAUUCGCGAAACAAAAGGUGUACAAUCCUCGAAUCAGAGUUGAGUCCCUUUUAGUGACAGCCAUUAGUAAAGCUUCAGCUCAGCAAAGGGCCGGUCGAGCUGGACGCACCAGACCUGGGAAAUGCUUCAGACUUUAUACAGAGAAAGCUUACAAAACAGAGAUGCAGGAUAACACCUAUCCUGAGAUCUUGCGCUCUAACUUAGGGUCAGUUGUGCUGCAGCUGAAGAAACUUGGCAUCGAUGACUUGGUGCACUUUGAUUUUAUGGACCCACCAGCUCCCGAAACUCUGAUGAGAGCCCUAGAACUUUUGAAUUAUCUGGCUGCUUUAAAUGAUGAUGGAGAUCUGACUGAAUUGGGAUCCAUGAUGGCUGAGUUUCCUCUAGAUCCACAGCUCGCUAAAAUGGUUAUUGCAAGUUGUGACUACAACUGUUCUAAUGAGGUCCUAUCUAUUACUGCUAUGUUGUCAGUCCCACAGUGUUUUGUUCGCCCCACGGAGGCCAAGAAAGCUGCAGAUGAGGCCAAGAUGAGAUUUGCCCACAUAGAUGGAGAUCAUCUGACACUGCUGAAUGUCUACCACGCUUUUAAACAAAAUCAUGAAUCGGUUCAGUGGUGUUAUGACAACUUCAUUAACUACAGGUCCCUGAUGUCAGCAGACAAUGUGCGCCAGCAGCUAUCGAGAAUUAUGGACAGAUUUAAUUUGCCUCGUCGGAGUACUGACUUUACAAGCAGGGACUAUUACAUUAAUAUAAGAAAAGCUUUGGUUACUGGGUAUUUUAUGCAGGUGGCACAUUUAGAACGAACAGGGCAUUACUUAACUGUGAAAGAUAACCAGGUGGUUCAGUUGCAUCCCUCUACUGUCCUUGACCACAAGCCUGAAUGGGUGCUUUAUAAUGAGUUUGUUCUUACAACAAAGAAUUAUAUCCGGACAUGUACAGAUAUCAAGCCUGAAUGGUUGGUGAAAAUUGCCCCUCAAUAUUACGACAUGAGCAAUUUUCCACAGUGUGAAGCAAAGAGACAGUUGGACCGCAUCAUUGCCAAACUGCAAUCCAAGGAAUAUUCACAGUACUGAAUUCAGUGCUUAGAACUGCAGUUACUCAGAGGACAGCUUUAAAAGAUGAAUGAACUCAGAAGUUCAAGUUGUGCUCUUCACGUUGGUUCAAUAAUGGCCUUUAUUUGAAAGCUUUUUAAUUUUUCUUUACAGUAAAUAUUCCAUUCUGAUUUCAUAAAUUAAACAUUUAUGCCUCCCUUUUGUGUUGACACUGUAGCUCAUACUGGAAAAGUCGAUCAAUGUUUUGCAGUUUAUUGAAAGUAGUUCUAUAUAUAACAAUGUUAUAAGCAUUUCUUUAGAAAUGGUUGAAAAUGCUUCUAAAAUGUGAUUAUCGACCAUGGUAUGCAUGAUCGUUGUAAUUGUUGACAUUCCUUUUAGAAGUUGUGAAAUGUUACAACUUGUGCUUAUGUAGACACAAUCUUCUGUCUCAGUACAGAGGCACUGACUUCAAUAAAGUCUAUUUAUACUAA
Messenger RNA from Hippopotamus amphibius kiboko, 3183 nucleotides. RefSeq names its product DEAH-box helicase 15 (gene DHX15). Bases 386 to 2734 code for a protein of 782 amino acids. The transcript has 15 exons. The record is from RefSeq and is a predicted model, not a curated record. Lineage: Eukaryota; Metazoa; Chordata; Mammalia; Artiodactyla; Hippopotamidae. Gene Ontology annotation, cellular component: intracellular anatomical structure; spliceosomal complex. Gene Ontology annotation, molecular function: RNA binding; RNA helicase activity; ATP binding.